Aspergillus versicolor CBS 583.65 is the source of this 1125-nucleotide messenger RNA. RefSeq names its product SDR family oxidoreductase. Bases 168 to 1016 code for a protein of 282 amino acids. The record is from RefSeq and is a predicted model, not a curated record. The transcript is spliced from 2 exons. Gene Ontology annotation, molecular function: oxidoreductase activity, acting on the CH-OH group of donors, NAD or NADP as acceptor. NCBI's taxonomy places the organism in Eukaryota, Fungi, Ascomycota, Eurotiomycetes, Eurotiales, Aspergillaceae.
CGAAACAACAAGAGUAACUUGCCGUCAGGCUUUAUAAGUCACUGAGGGCAGUGUAUAGCAAUUGUUGCGAAAUCUAUCUGUUCUUCCAGCGACAUCCAACGAGGAACCAGUUUAUCCACUGUUUCGAAUGCGUCUUGUGGAAGUGACUAUUUCCCGCGGAAAACGCCAUGGAUUAUAUACAAUGCACCCAUCAUACGUCAUAUCCGGCCAUUCAACAAUACAACCAUAGUGGCCGGUCGGUUUUGAUCACCGGCGCGUCACGAGGAAUAGGAUGUGCUAUCGCUAUAUCGUUCGCGAAGGCAGGCGCUUCUACUAUUGUCCUAGUAGCGAGAAGCAACCUUGAUGAAACUGAAGACAACAUUGUGAAGGCAGCGGCGGCAGCGGGCCGUCCUAUACCAAAAGUGCUUAAGCUCAACUUCGACAUCUGUGAUGAGACCAGUGUCACUGCUGCUGCGAGAGAUAUCGCACCCAAACUGACUUCCCUUGACGUCCUGGUUAAUAAUGCAGGUUACCUCGAGACCUGGCGACCAAUUGCAGAGUCCAACCCUGCCGACUGGUGGCAUUCAUGGGAGAUUAAUGUGAAAGGUGCAUAUCUCAUGAUGCGCACUUUUGUUCCCCUUUUGCUUCAGGGAACCCUAAAGACCAUCAUCAAUAUAAGUUCUAUUGGCAUUCUUUACCGGUCGCCUGGCUCCUCUGCGUAUCAGACAAGCAAGCUCGCGUUGUUGCAAAUGAGUGAGAUCGUUUCAAAUGAAUAUAGCGAGCAGGGGUUGGUCAUCUUUUGUUUACAUCCAGGUGGAGCGGCUACAGAGCUUGCGUUGAGGAUGCCGGAGGCUCUCCAUGAAUACUUGGUUGAUGAUCCGUCCCUGGCAGGCGAUACGAUUGCAUGGUUAGCCCAGGAGCGGAGGCCGUGGCUCAACGGCCGCUUUAUCAAUGCUAAUUGGGAUAUGUCAGAGCUUCUGCGGAAUAGGAAAGAGAUAGAGGAUGGUGACAAGCUGAAGUUGAGGGUGGUUUUCUAACCUAGAUGUCUAGCUAGAUAUAGCUUUUAUCUUCGCUUAUUCGCAUGCGUCGUGUCGCAAUCGUCAUACACACUAAACACACGAGCUACUUCACAUGUGGUUAUUCAGG